AUGUCCUUCUGGCCGUUUAGUUCGAUCAAUUCAGAAUCAAAGAUUGAUGGAAUUAUCAACAAUUAUUUAGAAAGAUUACAUUCGGUAGAACAUUCUGAAAAUGUGUCGAAUAUACCUACUACUACUUCAGCAAUUGCCCAGCGAAGGCAUAGCAGUAAUAAUACUAUUGAGAAUGCUGUAACUACAGCUAUGAUCACUAGGUCACAUUCACCUGUGUAUAGUUCACAUUCUAUUGCAAGUGACGAAGACGAGAUAAAAGGAUCCAUGAAUCAUCUUCACAUUUCUGACCCCAGAGGGAUAGUUAAUAUAAAAGAACAUGGCUCAAAUAGACCAAGCUUCUCGAGUAUGUUUAGACACACAGAUAUGGUUAAACAGAGCCCAACUUUGUCUCUAGGUACCCUCGACAACGACUACAUAGAUCAAAUAUUAAAAGAACCGACAUUGGUAGAUAGAUUAGUACGACAGGAUAAGAAAUUGAUGGAUUUUAUUUGUUUUGGUUAUUUUUAUAUAGAGGAAGAUACAGAGAAUGAUUUUGAGGAUGAUAAUGUGGUGAUUGGUGGAGAUGAUAUUUGGAGGAAGGUUUACCAUAUAGAUUACAUAAUAGAAGUUAUGUUAAAAAAUUUGGAUGAAAUUGAUGGAGCAUAUCCAUUUAACUGUGACAAUCCAUCACACCUAGAUGAGACUGAUAUAAGGAAUGACCAUUUAGCUGAAUAUCUGGUAAAUAAAAAUACAGUGCGGGACGAGAAGGAAGAUUUAGAGUUCAUACCAACUGGAGAUAAUAACACUUUAGACCGAUAUGCACAAAUAAUUAGAAUAUCAGAUAUUAUUAUAUUGAAUAUACCAAUUAUUCAAAAAAUAAUUUUAGAAAGUUUUGACAGAAUGGAAAAACUAUGGUCCCUCAUCCAUCAUCCCAAGAUUGUAUCAGAAAAUUCUAUUCAAUUAACAAUUUUUUUAAAGAUUCAAGAUGGUUUAUUAGCUAAUGGAAGAAAUCCAUAUUUGAAUUUUAUAAGAAAUAAACAUUCGUUGGUUCAGGAUAUAUUCGACCAUGAUGAUUUAUCUAAUGUAUUUGAUUUCCUAUUACGUUUGAUAUGUACAGAUAAAAUUAAUGAUACUACAGGUAUUAUUGAUAUCUUAGAGGUACAAGGGUUGAUGAAAAAAUGUAUGAGCUAUUUUAAAGGCUCUAUAUAUUCUGAUAGACAGAUAUCAACGGUCUAUGAAUUUUUGAAACAACUUAUAGGAAUAUCGGUGAAUAUACCUAUGAACGAUAUAUCGAUAGGUCCCAAUAAUUUAACAAGAUUUCUGGUUUUGGAAAAUACAGUAGAGACACUGGUUCAAAUUUUGCUGGAACAAAAAGGUUCUGUGCUCUGCAAUAUUGUUGUCCUUAUGAUUGAAUUGAUCAGAAAAAAUAAUUCUGAUUUCGAUUCAAUUUCCCUCUUGGAGACAACAAUUCUUAAGAACCCACCUAAUAAAAGGGACCCUUUAUACUUGGGUAAUUUAUUGAAAAUUUUCACAAGAUAUUUACCUAGAUUAUUGAACAUAAUCUGGAGUAUAGAUUAUCCAGAAAAUGAAUCGUUCAUUACGCAAACUGGAGAAGAAUUUAAGAAAAUUGGUUUGGUGAGAAUUAAAAUAGUUGAAUUGAUAGCGGAGUUAUUACAUUGCUCUAAUAUGGAUUUAAUGAAUUUAAAAACUUCAGAACUUAUUGCAGAAGAAAGACAAAAGUGUAGAGAUUCUGUUAACAAAGAAAUUGAUUGCCUUUUGAAAGAUGAUAAUAAAACUACAAUUUCUUUAAUAGAAGGUUUUGCUCGGUUAUCUUCUAAUUGUAGUGCUAAUGGAAAUAAAAAUAAUUAUAGUAGUGAUAAUUAUUCAGAACCUUGUUAUGGCAAACCAUUCAUAUCGAUGGCAAAUAAUGAAAAAAUACGAAAAAUGAAGACAAUAGGUGAUGAUUUUAAAAUAAUGUUGUUUGAUCAAGAAGCUAUACCAAGAAUAUUAAAAAUAUUCCUAGAUCAUCCGUGGAAUAAUUUUUGGCAUAACGUCUCGUUUGAUAUCAUUCAGCAAUUAUUGAAUGGAAGAAUUGAUUCUACAUAUAACCCUUUUUUGGUCUAUUCUCUAUUUUUUUUGAAUGACUCAAGAAAAUAUAACCCAACUUUUACACAAGACAAUGAUUCAGCCGACUUCAAUAUCAUACAGGACUUCAUAAUAUGCGCUUACAAAAGAUGUUAUCAAUAUUACAUAAAAAAUUCUAUGGUUUUAGGCUAUAAUGGACAUAUGCUAUUAAUUGUUGAGGACCUUACUGCAUUCUCUAAAAAUAUCGAAACCAAAAGUAUUUCUCUUGUCAUAUUUGAUUCAUUACAAAAUGAAAAAUGGAUAAGACUAUCAGAAGAAAUAUUAGUCAUGACAAAGACUAUGUGCAUAAAAAUUUUGGGAGGUGGUGAGCGUAUCGAAGAUCAAAAUGGUAAUAUCACAUUACAGAUAUAUGACAAUGAUCCACCGACUAACUUAAACGAGAAUAAACAACAACCGGAUAAGGUUGUACCUGAUUACCCAACUCAGGUCACUUUGAUAGAUAAAAUCGGUACCCUUUUCUAG
Maudiozyma barnettii is the source of this 2586-nucleotide messenger RNA. RefSeq names its product Sap4p (gene SAP4). The transcript has a single exon. Gene Ontology annotation, cellular component: nucleus; cytosol. The coding region runs from base 1 to 2586 and encodes 861 amino acids. The record is from RefSeq and is a predicted model, not a curated record. NCBI's taxonomy places the organism in Eukaryota, Fungi, Ascomycota, Saccharomycetes, Saccharomycetales, Saccharomycetaceae. Gene Ontology annotation, molecular function: protein phosphatase binding; protein phosphatase regulator activity.